Molecule: messenger RNA, 4250 nt
Organism: Notothenia coriiceps (black rockcod)
Lineage: Eukaryota; Metazoa; Chordata; Actinopteri; Perciformes; Nototheniidae
Product: inactive rhomboid protein 2
Exons: 16
Biological process (GO): regulation of epidermal growth factor receptor signaling pathway; regulation of protein secretion
Cellular component (GO): endoplasmic reticulum membrane
Molecular function (GO): serine-type endopeptidase activity
Source: RefSeq, a predicted model, not a curated record
CCUCUACGACCGUCCCUGAAAAAAAGCGCGGGUGGUCAAGCACCUGGUUCUGUGUCAGAGAGCAUCAGUGGAGCCAGAGAUGGAGAUGGAGCAGGAUACGGAGCAGGAGAAGGAGCAGGAGACGGAGGCUUCUCUUUCAGAGACAGAAGGGCAAAGUUUGGAAGACAAACAUCGCUCUCACAAAGCAUCCGCAGGAAUACAGCCCAGUGGUUUGGGGUGGGGGAAGACUGUGAGACGAAGCAGCAGGUAUGGCACAGGAAGAGCCUGCGCCACUGCAGCCAGCGCUACGGUAAGCUGAAGGUCCAGUACAGAGAGCCUGAUACGGCCACCAGCUUCGACCAGGGCCUGGAGUCACCAGCAGCACACAAGAUGCCCAAGAUUGUUGAUCCCCUGGCACGGGGGCGGGCCUUCCGCUGCCCAGAUGACAUGGACAGUCGCUCCCCCAGGACGCCUUACGCCACUCAGGGGGGUCCCAUCACCCCGGGGGUCACCUCCCUCAGCUCCUUCACCAGCCAGCGCUCCGGCUACAGCCGCCUCCCCAGGCGCAAGAGAGAUUCUGUCGCCCGCAUGAGCAUCCGGGCCGCAUCCAACCUGCUGAAGGGUCGUAAUGGGUUGGCAGGCUCGCAGACAAGUCGCAGUUUCCCCAAGAGGAGCUUCAUCAGGCCCAGCUGGAUGGACGAUGACACCGUGGACUCUGCAGACACGUCCGAGUCGCUCUUCUUCAGCAAGGUCGAUGCCCAUGGUGAGUUGUACUCUAUGGCUGAUGACGUAUUUGAAUCUCCGCCCAUGUCUGCAGCUUUUGCUCCCUGCGAGUAUCCAGACCAGAAGUUCCCCAGCCUUAAGGACAUUUCUCGAACACCCAGGACACCGAUGGCAGGCCACGAAAAGAGCCAUCCUCGUAGGGGGGGUCGCAUCGCCUCCCAAGUCAAGCACUUUGCCUUUGACAAACAAAAGCGUCAGUACGGCAUGGGCGUUGUGGGGAAGUGGCUGAACCGGCACUACCGACGCAGCAUCAGCAGCAACAUCCAGAAGCAGCUGGAGGACAUCCACAGCCAUAGGCCUUACUUUGCCUACUGGAUCACGUUUGUCCACAUAGUAAUCACAUUGCUGGCCUGCUGUACAUACGGAUUUGCCCCUGUGGGGUUUGCACAACAUUCUUCGACUGACCUGGUGCUGAAGAACAAAGGCAUUUAUGAGACCGUCAAGUAUAUCCAACAGGAGAACUUCUGGAUUGGUCCCAGCUCUGACGACUUGAUCCACCUGGGGGCCAAGUUCUCCCCGUGCAUCCGUAAGGACACUCAGAUAGUCAGUCUGAUCCAGAAGGCCAGAGAUCUGGAGAGAGAGUCGGGCUGCUGCGUUCAGAAUGAUAACUCCGGAUGCGUGCAGACCCUCAAGCCCGACUGCUCCGAGACGCUGGCCACGUUUAUUAAAUGGAAGGAUGAGCCAGUGGACAUCAACCGGUCGUCUGGUUCUGUCUGUCACCAGGACCCCAGAGUGUGUGAAGAGCCCGCCUCUGCAGAGCCUCAUGUGUGGCUGAAUGACAUCACCAAGUGGCCGGUGUGUACAUUACCAAAGCAGUGGAACCACACCGGCUACAGACACAUGGACUGUAAAAUCAGGGGACGGCCGUGCUGCAUAGGAACGAAGGGCAGAUGUGAGAUCACGACCAGAGAGUAUUGCUCUUUCAUGCAUGGCUACUUCCAUGAGGAAGCCACACUCUGCUCACAGAUCCACUGUCUGGAUGAUGUGUGUGGCUUGUUGCCGUUCCUCAACCCUGAUGUUCCUGAUCAGUUCUACCGGCUCUGGCUCUCGCUCUUCCUCCAUGCUGGGCUGUUGCACUGCUUGGUGUCGGUGAUCUUCCAGAUGACCAUCCUGAGAGACCUGGAGAAGCUGGCAGGCUGGGUCCGCAUCUCCAUCAUUUACAUCCUCAGCGGUAUCACCGGAAACAUCGCCUCCGCCCUGUUCCUGCCCUACAGAGCUGAGGUGGGUCCGGCAGGGUCUCAGUUCGGACUCCUUGCUUGCCUGUUUGUGGAGCUGUUUCAAGGUUGGCAGAUUCUGGAGAAGCCUUGGAAAGCCUUCCUCAAGCUGUCUGGCAUCGUGCUCUUCCUCUUCCUGUGUGGCCUCCUGCCGUGGAUCGAUAACAUCGCCCACAUCUUUGGCUUCCUCAGCGGCAUGCUGCUCUCCUUCGCCUUCCUGCCCUACAUCACCUUUGGGACCUUCGACAAGUAUCGGAAACGAAUCCUCAUCGCUGUCUCCAUGUUGGCGUACAUCGGGCUGGUGUCUUCACUCGUCGUUUGGUUUUACAUUUACCCGAUUAACUGGCACUGGCUGGAGCAUCUCACCUGUCUGCCCUUCACGGGCAAGUUCUGUGAAAAGUACGAUAUAGACCAUGACAUUAACGACGUGGUGCACUAGUCUCCAUGCUGACCACCAGCUUCUAACUGAUGAGUGGGUCAGCUGUCACCAGAUCCAGUCGGGAGCCUUUUAAAAUGUGACUAUCAUAUUUUUGUUUUUAUCAAUUCAUCUACAUGUUAAUUAGCUAAUGGGCUGGCAGAUUCAAAGGACAAGAAAAGACACUUAGGGCGUCAAAAUGUGCAGAGCUGGGUUGACCUCAAGGAAAAGCUCUACAGCGCCAGAGACUCUUUGGUUCCUUCAGCUCAAAGUCACAUCAAUCGAAAGAAGCCAAAAUAAUCACCAAUGGCCUACAUAAUCCCUUUUCCCUUUAAUGCUAUGGAGGACAACAGCUGAGAUGAAAGGGAGAAUGUUCCGGGUCUUCCGGUGUCUUGUGGCCUCGGUGAACUGAAACCCAUCAGAAGCUUCCUGCUGCCACUCAUUCGUGUUUUCAGUGACACUACAAACGCUGUCAAUCAGAUCUGCUGCUUCUAUACGUUUUAUCAAUCUUGAAAGGCUUUCAGAGUUCAAACGUUUUAAUCUUCGCUCUUUUGUAAGUAUGCACUUGGCUUGUUCCUAAUUUUUGGAGUUGUGAUAUGUUAGGCUAAUGUUAACAAGGUGUUCCAAGUAUUAACUGAAAUUGUUAAAGGGAAAUAUAUUUCCCUUAGUCAACUAAGGUAAGAUUUCAAUCGAAAACCACUAGUUGCCUUAAACAGACUAUGCCAUUUUACAAAGAUGCCUCAUUUGACUUUUCCAUUCUGCCUGUGAUUCACUUACUGAAUGCUGAUGAUCACAUGACACCAAACCUACCAAAGCAACAACAUCGGAUGCUUGUAUUGUAUUUGCAUGUUGUUCUUCACAAUCCCUCAGAUUUCUUUACGUCCAUGGCACAUAAUGUCUCAUAUGUGUAACGUCUCAUAACACAGUGGUGCCUAAACCAUUUUGUAUGCUUACUGUAAAAUUGCCAUGGGAAUAAUCAUCUAAACAGACCGUUUUGUUGAAUCCAAGUAAGUUUUCUACUGUAAUUUAUGACUCUUGAAAUGCCAACACUCCUGACGACAUGUCAUUUCAACUCACCUUUUUACCUUUUGUCUGGAAGCUGGUUGCUCUGGUUUUCAAAUCCAUGACCCAGGUUAGGUUGUUGAUGACAAUGUGAUAAAUGGUUGUCAGAAGUUGUUUACCUGAAUUGAAAGAUUUCUCCCACAGUUCCCUCUGCUGUUAUCUUUGAGCUGGUUUGUUGUUGUUGUUGGCGAUUCUGUUGCGGACCGAGCUGUUAGGAAAGCCUGUUGUUGGGGGAUUAUGUGACUUACUGAGUGAGUUAUGAGAUUAUGAGAGUGUGUCUAAGGGGCUGACUCACUGAUUAUCUACAUGUUGACAACAUGAGUUAAGUGCAACAAGGUUAUAUGUUGGGCAAACACCACUGUAUUUAAAUUGUAAAGGCCGUCUGUGUACAACAUAGGACUCUAGCAGUGUAAAUAAUGACCCCCACCUCUCUUUAGGAAACCUCUUCACUGUGCCUUUUGACCUGAGUGUUUAUCUGAAGAGAAACAACUGCUGUGCUUGCUUUGGGACCAAAUAUAUUCACUCAUUCUGAUUAUUGGAAUGAAAAAGGAACAUUUUAAAUGAACUUCAGGUCAUUUUCAAGGUACUGUUUUGUUUUGCUUCAGUUUUAUAUGUGAAAAUAUAUGUGUGUGUUAACAGUUAUGUUAAAAUAAAUGUCACUAUUAAAAAUGAGUUUCACUCAGUUACCUAGUGAACGUUGAGGCUGUGUCUGUCAUCGAAUAAUUUUACAUUUUCUCUACUUGGCGCCACACCAUUGAGACCCAAAAACAGUUGAAUUUGUAUACAUUAAAGUGAGA